Messenger RNA from Rotaria sp. Silwood2, 534 nucleotides. The record is from the annotation of a GenBank genome assembly. NCBI's taxonomy places the organism in Eukaryota, Metazoa, Rotifera, Eurotatoria, Philodinida, Philodinidae.
AUGGUACUUAACGCAUUGUCACUCCGAAUGCUGUAUGUUUCAUUAUCUGCCAAUAUAGCUGACAGAAGCGCGAUACAUGGAUCUGAACAGCAUAGCAAACUAAUCGUUGUUUCAAGUUUCACUGAAGUUCCAGAACCUGCUAACUUAGAACAACGUAAAGCAUAUUAUUAUACAAAAAGUCCAACAAAUUAUGCAUUAAAAAUGCAAAUAGCGUGUGAUUUUCAUCAUCGAAUAGUACAUGUAUCCGAAUGUUAUAUUGGGAGGGUAAAUGAUAUUAAAAUUCUGAAAGAAUUAGGACUCUUAGAACAUGUAGAAGAAUAUGUGAAAAUUAUUGCUGACAAAGAAUAUAUUGGUGAAGAAUACAUAGUUACUCAAAUAAAGAAACCUUAUGGAUGUGAAUUAACAGAUGAAGACAAGAAUUUCAAUCGUGAUAUUCAUAGUGCCACAGCGGCUAUUGUAAGCAUUAAUCAACGUCGCAAAACUUAUGCAAUUCGAGACAGUGUUUACAGAGGAGCUAUUUGGUGGUUUUCAUAA